Uncinocarpus reesii 1704 is the source of this 276-nucleotide messenger RNA. RefSeq lists its product as uncharacterized. The coding region runs from base 1 to 276 and encodes 91 amino acids. NCBI's taxonomy places the organism in Eukaryota, Fungi, Ascomycota, Eurotiomycetes, Onygenales, Onygenaceae. The transcript has a single exon. The record is from RefSeq and is a predicted model, not a curated record.
AUGCCCGAUGCCUGUCUCCAGCACCAGACGGGAGAUACGACUGCUGAUCGUCCCGGGAGCCCUGCUCGGAAGAUUAAGAUGAAGACCAAAUCCCUCCCCCUCAUUAUCAAGACCGGCCCGUCGAGAACAAAGUCACAUGCGCUAGCGAACAAAGGGAUGAAGAAACUUCAGAAGUUCAUCGUCAUGCUUUGGCUCAGACCAAAUACGGAGUCUCUUGAAGCAAAUGCCAUCGAUAACCGCCCUGUAGGGCCCGGAAUGCGCUGCAUAUUCCCGUAA